Messenger RNA from Cavia porcellus (domestic guinea pig), 922 nucleotides. RefSeq names its product upper zone of growth plate and cartilage matrix associated (gene Ucma). The record is from RefSeq and is a predicted model, not a curated record. Gene Ontology annotation, cellular component: extracellular matrix. Lineage: Eukaryota; Metazoa; Chordata; Mammalia; Rodentia; Caviidae. The coding region runs from base 148 to 564 and encodes 138 amino acids. Gene Ontology annotation, biological process: embryonic skeletal system development; regulation of osteoblast differentiation. The transcript has 5 exons.
CCAGUGACAGCCCAGCCUCCUGCCUCUCUCUUCGCUUUGUCUCCCUGGCCUGGCUCAGAAGUAAGGACCAGGUGGGCAGCAGCAUUAGAGACCGCAGGACGCCUCAUCUGCCUUGUGGAUCCCAAGCGAGCCUCAGCCCCCGCAAAGAUGACUUGGAGACAUGUCCUCCUCCUGUCCUGCCUCUCAGCCAUGGUGCUCCUGUCUAUGCUGCAGGAGGGCACCAGUGCGUCGGUGGGCAGCAGGCAGGCGGCAGGAGAAGAAGCCCAGGAAGGUGAGAGACAGAAGAUUUUCAUGCAGGAAUCAGAUGCCUCAAAUUUCCUCAAGAGGCUCAGCAAGCGUUCCCCCAAAUCACGUGGUGAGGUCAAUGUGGAAAACACACAGAAGCUGCGGGUUGAUGAGUUGCGAAGAGAAUAUUAUGAGGAACAAAGGAAUGAAUUUGAGAAUUUCGUGGAGGAACAAAAGGACGAGCAGGAAGAGAGGGACCGGGAGGCCGUGGAGCAGUGGAGACAGUGGCACUAUGACGGGCUGUUCCCUUCCUAUCUCUACAACCGGCACCACAUCUGACCCUUCCUGAGACCACCAAAGGAUGGGGUAUGAAGCAGCUGCAGCCACCCUGGGCCACUGUGACCCUUUGAGGGCCAGCACAGGGUCUGCCAUGCUCCCUGGCCCUGGUCAAUCCACACUUGCAUCCCCACGGCUUCCCAGGCCCUGGCUUCCCAGGCCCUGGCUUCUGUGUCCAUGUGGAUGGGUCCUGCUGUAAGCAGCUGCCUGUGGCUCUCUGCAAUGAAGCCCCAGAGCAGUCCCCUGGCUUGGCCCUCGACCCUGGAGUAGAAGCUUGUCUGACAAGCCAGGCACAAGUAUCGCCUUAGGGAGAAAAGACUUCCUGUUUGCUCAGAGCUUACAAAUAAAGAUGCUGAACCAA